This is a messenger RNA of Spathaspora passalidarum NRRL Y-27907, 2067 nucleotides long. Its product is annotated as dipeptidyl-peptidase III. Gene Ontology annotation, cellular component: cytoplasm. The transcript has a single exon. Lineage: Eukaryota; Fungi; Ascomycota; Pichiomycetes; Serinales; Debaryomycetaceae. Bases 1 to 2067 code for a protein of 688 amino acids. Gene Ontology annotation, biological process: proteolysis. The record is from RefSeq and is a predicted model, not a curated record. Gene Ontology annotation, molecular function: dipeptidyl-peptidase activity; metalloexopeptidase activity.
AUGUCUGCCAUUUCUGACUUUUACGCUGAUACAGAAGGUCCAAUUGUGUUUCUCUCCGCUAAGAAGCAUUUCGACGCGUUAACCACCACCAAUGCCAAACUUUAUGCUCACCAUUUGAGUAGAGCAAGUUUCUAUGGUACCAGAGCCGUGUUGAGAUCUGUGUCCCCAGAAAGUGAAGACAUUUACGAUUUAAUUUUAUUAAUUCAUGAAUUGUUAAACACUCCUAAAACUAAUGAAGAAUAUGUUAAGUUGCUUGGUGAUAAAGUGUCUGAGCAAACCAUUACCUACUACUUGGAAUAUGCUUCUCAAUUCUUGGGCAAUGUAGGAAAUUACAAGUCCUUUGGUGAUAAGAAGUUUAUUCCAAGACUUUCUCCUCAAGAAUUUGAUGAAUUUGUCAAGGCAGUAGGCGAAGAAAAAGUUUCUGAAAAGUAUAACAAGGUCCGUGAAGCAAUUUUCAGUGUUGACCAACCUUUGUUAGGUUACCCUGAAAGUGGUCAUUUGUCCAACUAUUACCCUGAUUCUCCAAAGAUCACUAAAACUGAAAUUGAUGCCGUUAACAAGGCAUUGGCCAAAGCAGGAAUCAUGCCAGAAAAUACCAGAGUUGUCAAGAACGACCAUGAAUUCCAAGUGUAUGUUGCUUCUGCAGUUGGUGACAACACUACCGAUUACUAUCCUAAGGAAUUGGCCACUGAAGAUGGUGCCAAAAUCACCUUUAAAUUUGGUGAUCACGCUAGCGAGUUUGUUCACAUUGUCAAACAUUUGGAAGAAGCUUUGAAAUAUGUUGCCAAUGAUACCCAGGCUGCUAUGGUUAAAUACUAUAUUGAAUCAUUCAAGACUGGUUCAAUGAAUGCUCAUAAGAAGUCACAAAUUGAAUGGGUUAAAGAUAUCAAACCAGAAGUUGAAUCAAAUAUUGGGUUCAUUGAAACUUAUCGUGAUCCUUCUGGUGUGAGAGGGGAAUGGGAAGGUUUGGUUGCCAUGGUCAACCAUGAACGUACCGCCAAGUUCUCUCAAUUGGUUAACAAUGCUGGUUUUUUCAUUAAAGAAUUACCUUGGGAUAAGAUUUACGAAAAGGAUGAAUUCACUCCACCUGAUUUUACUUCUUUGGAAGUGUUGACCUUUGCUGGAUCUGGUAUUCCUGCCGGGAUCAAUAUUCCAAACUAUGACGAUGUCAGGUUGAACUAUGGGUUCAAGAAUGUUUCCUUGGGUAAUGUUUUAUCUGCCAAUCCAAAGAACCCAAAGAAGAAAGAGGAAAUUACCUUUAUUGAUGAAUCGCUCCAAGAAUUAUUCAAGAAGUGGAGAGAUGAUUCAUUUGAAGUUCAAGUUGGAUUGCACGAAUUAUUAGGUCAUGGAACUGGUAAAUUGUUGCAAGAAACUUCUCCAGGUAAGUUUAACUUUGAUAAACUGGAUAAGAGAAUUACUUCAUGGUAUGGACCAAACGAUACUUGGGGAUCAUUAUUCGGGCUUACUGCUGGUUCAUUUGAAGAAUGUAGAGCUGAAUUGGUUGCCUUGUACCUUAUUCUUAAGAAGCCAUUGGAAGUUUUGCCAAUCUUUGACAUUAAAACUCCAGAAGACCAAAAGAGUGUCAAGUUCAUUGCUACUUUACUCAUGGUUCGUGCUGGUUUACUUGGUUUGGAAUUCUGGGAUCCACAAUCAAAGAAAUGGGGUCAACCACAUAUGCAAGCCAGAUUUGGUAUCUUCAAGCAAUUGCACAAGGCUGGUGUAUUCAGCUUGGAUUACUCGGAUGAUUCAUUUGAUGACUUGAAGAUUACCUUGGACGAAUCUACCUUGGAUAACAAAGCUGUUGACGCAUUGGGUGAUUUCUUAUCUCAUUUACACAUUUACAAGACCACUGCCAAUGUCAAGGAAGGUGUUCAGUAUUAUGUUGACAAGACUACUGUUGACCCAGAAUACGCCAGAUUUAGAGAUGUUGUUCUUAAGAAGAAACAACCAAGAAGAAAGAUUAUUCAAGGUAACACCUUUAUCAAUGCUUCUGGAGAAGUUGAAGUUGAAGAAUACGAAGAAUCCGAAGCUGGUAUGAUCAACAGUUACAGUGAUAGACUCGUAUAA